Messenger RNA from Dalotia coriaria, 2021 nucleotides. RefSeq names its product xylulose kinase. The coding region runs from base 270 to 1901 and encodes 543 amino acids. Lineage: Eukaryota; Metazoa; Arthropoda; Insecta; Coleoptera; Staphylinidae. The record is from RefSeq and is a predicted model, not a curated record. Gene Ontology annotation, cellular component: cytosol. Gene Ontology annotation, biological process: xylulose metabolic process; D-xylose metabolic process; phosphorylation. The transcript has 7 exons. Gene Ontology annotation, molecular function: D-xylulokinase activity.
UUAAACAAAUUAAUCCAUCCACUCUUACAACCUCCAACUCUCCAGUCUCAAGUUAGCUGGCGUGCCACGAAAGCACAAUACGCGCGGUGGAGACUUGAGUCCGCGCUCUCACCUUGCGAAGUAAACGAAUUCGGUGACUAAUCGCGUGAUCUCACACCGCACCAGCCCGCGCAUCGAUCGCCACACAUUCCGAAGGUGGCACUUAGAAGUAGUGCUGAUAGCAGACACAAAAAGUAAACACCGCAAAAAAGUAGUGCGCUGCGAUAGCGAUGGAGACGCCGAGCGAGGACGAGGCGGUCGUGCCACUCUACCUGGGGCUUGACCUCAGCACACAACAACUGAAAGCAGUUGUUGUCGAUGAUGAACUCAAAAUUCUCCACACAGCUUCCGUACAAUUCGACAGUGACCUCCCAGAAUUUAGGACUCAUGGAGGUGUAGUGCAAAACAAAUUAAAUUCCUUGGUGGUGACCACACCGACGCUUUUAUGGGUCAAAGCUUUAGAUAUGCUGAUGGACCGAUUAACCGUCUGCGGUGUGGAGUUCUCAAAAAUCGUCGCAAUUUCUGGAACUGCUCAGCAACACGGAUCUGUUUUUUGGUACAAAGGAGCUGAAGAAACUCUUCAAAAACUAGACCCCAGUGAGUUUUUACAUCAUCAACUAGCCAGUUGUUUCUCCACAUCGAAUAGUCCAGUCUGGAUGGACAGCAGCACGACUGUAUUCUGCAGACAGUUAGAAGAAUCCGUUGGAGGACCUAAGAAACUGUCAGAAAUCACUGGAUCCAGAGCCUAUGAACGUUUCACUGCCUCACAAAUCGCAAAAGUUGCAAAACUCAACACUGACGCUUAUAAUAAUACUGAAAGAAUUUCAUUAGUUAGUAGUUUCCUCUGCUCAUUAUUCUUGGGAAAAAUCGCUCCUAUUGACUAUGCGGAUGCAUCUGGUAUGAAUAUAAUGGAUCUCCAAACGAAACAAUGGAAUGAAAAGUUGUUGAAAGUAUGUGGAGGUGCGGAUUUAGAAGAAAAACUAGGAAAACCUGUGGUUUCUUAUACGAAUCUCGGUGAUAUUUCACCGUAUUAUGUUGACCGGUGGGAGUUUAGUAAAGAUUGUAAAGUGAUUGCAUUUACCGGUGAUAAUCCUGCAUCGAUGGCAGGGAUGCGUUUGGGUAAAGGAUGGUUGGCAAUCAGUCUGGGCACAAGCGAUACUUUGAUUUUAUGGUUGAAUGAGCGAAUUGUUGUUACAGAAGGACAUAUUUUUUGUAAUCCUGUUGAUGAGGAUGCUUACAUGGGUUUAUUAUGUUAUAAAAAUGGUUCAUUAACAAGAGAAAAAAUCCGGGAUAAAUGUUGUGAUGGUUCUUGGGAGAUAUUCAAUCAUCUCCUAGAUAGUACACCACGAGGAAACUUUGGCAAUAUGGGUUUUUAUUUUGCUACCCAAGAAAUCAAUCCGUAUUUGCAAGGAGAUUAUAGAUUUAAUAAAGCAGGGGAGAAAGUUUUAAAGUUUACCAGUCUCGAAGUUGAAGUACGAGCGUUAAUAGAAGGACAAUUCAUUGCAAAACGCGCACAUGUUGAAGAUAUUGGUUUUGAUUUCGAUGAAAACACCAAAAUCUUAGCUACAGGCGGUGCGUCAAAAAAUCACGCAAUUUUGCAAGUCAUGGCGGACGUUUUCAACGCUCCCGUUUACAUUCAAGAAACAUCUGAUUCAGCGAUGUUGGGCGCAGCAUUCCAAGCCAAACACGGCCUACAUCGCCCGACGGAUUUCUUUGAAAUCACAAAGUGCCUUCCGGAACCGAAACUUGUGUGUGAACCGUAUACCGAUUCUAAUGAAAUUUAUGCGCCAAUGGUGGAGCGAUAUCGCAAAAUCGCCGAAGAGUUAGAAACGUUAGUUACUCCGAAUUAUGCUACGCAAUAGUAGAAAAUGAGAUCUUACCUUUAUACAUUUCCGAUGAAACACAACUUUGUGAUAUUUUAGAGCAUUUUAUAACGUUAUACUCGUCAGAUUGAUUUAAUAAAAACUAAUUAAACUGUUGAA